CACCGCCAAGCUGGGAACCAGGGAGAUGGCUGAGACUGACCCUAAGACCGUCUGGGAUCUCACCUCAGUGGUGGAGACACUCCUGCAACAGAUGCAAGAUAAAUUUCAGACCAUGUCUGACCAGAUCAUUGGAAGGAUUGAUAUGAGUAGUCUCAUUGAUGAGCUGGAAAACAUCACGGACCCCAUGACACAGGCUGAGGUGGAAGAACUGGAACGUGAAAACAAGAUACCUGGCACACCAAAGAGUUGAAGGUUGCUAAUAAUUUACACUGAAAUCUGGAACACCAUUUUUCCAAGCCAAGAGAAGACCAAAUGGCUUUUUGCGCCUACCUAUUAUAUGUAGACAGGUUUUAUAUUAUGAAGUGUGCAUUCUUAUCACCUACUAUAUAGUUAGUUUAUAGAGUGAGUUUCCUCCCAGUUUCUUUAACACCUUGGCCCUUGGUCAGUUAUGUUAUUAAUUAUUAAACACUAAAACUUUGGUGGUUCCUG
Molecule: messenger RNA, 489 nt
Organism: Galeopterus variegatus (Sunda flying lemur)
Lineage: Eukaryota; Metazoa; Chordata; Mammalia; Dermoptera; Cynocephalidae
Product: heat shock factor-binding protein 1-like
Biological process (GO): cellular heat acclimation
Cellular component (GO): nucleus; cytosol
Molecular function (GO): transcription corepressor activity
Source: RefSeq, a predicted model, not a curated record